Molecule: messenger RNA, 351 nt
Organism: Polistes dominula (European paper wasp)
Lineage: Eukaryota; Metazoa; Arthropoda; Insecta; Hymenoptera; Vespidae
Product: CKLF-like MARVEL transmembrane domain-containing protein 4
Cellular component (GO): membrane
Source: RefSeq, a predicted model, not a curated record
AUGGCAUGUGUUUCACCGGCAUACGCUGGUGCAUCUCAUUGGUUCUUAUUCGUGGCAACAACAGCAUUUAUUAUCACACUUUUGUGGGUUUUCAUUUAUCUUCUAUCGAUAAGGGAAGUACUUAAAAUUCCCAUCAACUGGAUAUUAACGGAGCUGUUAAAUACCGCCGCUGAUACAGUGCUUUAUAUGAUAGCAUUUAUCGCUCAACUCUCUCUUUGGAGUGCUGUAAUUAAUAGUCCACACAGUACCUCGAAUAUCGUUGGUGGCGUAUUUGGUAUUCUAAACACUCUAGCGUAUGCAGCAGGUACUUACUUUCUUUAUAUCGAAUGGAAAAGUAGUGGUACGCAAUGA